GGAAAUUCGAGAUCCGGCUUACCUUCCACAGCUGACGUCAUUACCGUACACAAUGCGCUAGAAGUGAUGGAGACAGUGAGCAAGCAAGUCCAGGUAGUAAGCGGACUGGGGGUGGGGGGUCCGGUGGGCCCUGUGGGUCCAGUGGGGGCAGAUUUGCAUCACCAUCAUCAUCCUCACCCCCACUCCCAUCCUCCACACCCACACGCCCACCCCCACGGUCAUCCUCACGGACCCCAUGGCCACUCACUGGUCGGUGUAACGUCGACCCCUGGCAGGGGUCAGACACAACCACCGGUCUCGCAUAACCAGCAUUUACCCGCGAGGUCUACUCCGGUACAGCUGCAUAGGCCGGCACAAAGUUAUGUAAACAUCAAGAGCAGCAGUCCUGUGUCUCCAAGAACGAUAGGAGCAGGAGUGACGUAUGUGCAGGGUGGUGCGGCUGCAUCUUCAGCGACGGCUGCGGGGACAACCGGAAGUGGAAGUGGCGGAGGUCCUUCAAUCGGAGGAGGCGGUGGCGGUAGCGGAGGAGGUGGCAGUGGUAUCAACAACGCUGGUGGCGCGAAUAGUGGAACUGGAGUUGUUGGGACUGGAGCUGGCGCCGGUGCCGUUGGAAACGUAGCAUCAGUCGGAAAUGGUAACAACAACGGUACCAGUAACAGUGCCGGUACGGGAAGCAACAGUGGUGGAAACAGUGGUACAGUGGGUAGUGCACCAGGGGGUUAUGUUGCUGUUCCCAUGGCUGGUGCUCUGCGGUACAUUCAUCCGUAUCCAUCGACGCCAACGUCGGCAUCGGUGCCGGCUGUAGCGACAAUGGUUACCUCAGCCUCGUCGGCACCGACUCCAGUGCCAGUUCCAGCACCCGCAGCUGCGCCUGUCAAUCCACCUACAGUUAGUCAAACGCCACCACCAUCACUUUCGGGAACUGCUUAUGCCGCGAGAGAUGCAUAUCGCAGCGCCACCACGAAUGUGAACGAGAGGAUUGCCAUCAGUGUGAGCAGUAGUCCUUUGUCGCAGAUUGGAGUCGAUGUUGGAGUAGUUGCAGCCGAAUAUGCGGCAAAUAGCGGUAUAAGUAGUGGAAGAGGAGAGAGACCGAGGAUAUCUCUUUUACCACCUGCUUCGGUAACGCCGACACCUUCACCAACAGCACCAGGCUAUCAACAUAACAUGUCUGGAGUUAGAAAUUCACGAAUAGCCCUGAUGCCCGUCCAGCCGGAUCAGUAUUGCAAUCGUACAGCCGUUGAAAUGGCUAAUCUCCAGGAGGCGCCGCCCUUCAAGAAGAUACGCCUCAGUCAACCGACCCAGAUUCAAUUGCAGUCCCAAACGCAAUCUCGUUGUCAUAGUUUAUCACCCGCUGAUCCGUGUGUUAAGCAGGAGCAUGUGGUACAGUUGCAGCAACCGCUUAGGAUAGAUACUAGGCCGGCAACAGAAGCGUAUACACCGCAAACUGAAGCGAUUUCGCCUACCCUUCCGGAGCCAAACACACAAGAAGAUGCACAGUUCAGAAGCACGAAAGAUGAUCUUCUGCAACAAAUUUCUAAGGUUGAUAGGGAGAUUGCAAAAAGGGAAUCUCAGAUAAAUAAGCUUCGGAAAAAAUUAAAAGAAUUGGAAGAAGCGGCUAAUAAACCUCUGGAAGCUAGCGGUCUUAAACGGCAAGUUGAGGAACAGUCUCAGCAACCAAAGCAUCAAUCUCUGGCACAAAAAAUUUAUGCUGAAAAUAGGAGAAAGGCAGAAGAAGCUCAUAGACUUUUAGAAAGGCUGGGUCCAAAAGUGGAAUUACCUUUGUACAAUCAGCCAUCAGAUACAAGUGUGUAUCAAGAAAAUCGAACAAAACAUCAAACGUGUAUGAGAGCAAGGCUUAUAGCGAGGCUUCGACGAGAACACGCUGAACGUGCAUCUCUUCAUCGACAACAGUCACAAACGUACGCUAUUUUGGUACAGGAGUGGCAUCGUAAAGUAGAACGAUUGGAAGCAACGCAGAAAAGGAAGUCGAAGGAAGCGAAGAAUCGUGAAUUUUUUGAAAAAGUAUUUCCAGAGUUGCGUAAACAAAGAGAAGAUAAAGAACGUUUUAAUAGAGUUGGUGCUCGUAUCAAGAGUGAAGCUGAUUUAGAAGAAAUUAUGGAUGGCCUUCAAGAACAAGAGAUGGAAGAUAAAAAGAUGCGUUCGUACGCAGUCAUACCUCCAUUAUUAUUGGAUACGAAGCAGAGACGAAUCGCGUUUCAAAAUCGUAAUGGUCUUCUUCAGCCAGAAGAAUUAGAAGCUCUUCAUAGCGAACGGAAGUUAAUCAAUGUAUGGAGUUCUGUAGAACACGAAUUAUUUAAAGAAAAAUAUUUACAACAUCCUAAGAACUUUGGAACGAUAGCUCAAUCUUUAGAACAUAAGUCCGUUCCAGAUUGUGUGCAUCAUUACUACCUCACUAAAAAAGCAGAAAACUAUAAGCAGCUCUUGAGAAAGUCGCGGCAACGAACACGGUCUCGAAAUAAUCCUAAUAAUAAAGUAAAUAAUACCAGUUCAAGUAUUGGAACUUUAGAUAUUUUAACUACGGGUGUUACGACAAGGUUGCAACGUGAGCAACAGCAGAAGACGCAAGAAAAUCCUCAAAAUAGUUCAGCAGCGACAUCAACUACAACGACGACGACGACUACGACAACGUCGAGUGUAUCAACAGCUGUUGCGACAACAAUAGUCACCACUUCGACAACUCCUUUAAGUUCAUCAACGUCGAGUAUAUGUUUAACGACAGAUUCUGUAAUAGCAUCAACGACAGCUACAACGACAUCUGUAUUGAGUACUACGACAUCGUCAGUCACGACGUCAUCGACGAUAACAAACGCGAAGGAUAAUAGAGAAACCAAUAAAGAAAACAAAGAAAGUAAAAUAGAAUCGAAAGAAUCGCAUCUCAUCAAGGUGGAAGUGAAAGAAGAACCACAAUUAAGUUCGGAAACGGUAUCAGGGAAGGACAUCAAAAUGGAGACGAACAACGUGAGUGGUGGUAGCGUGGUAACUACGAACAGGAUGAAGGAAAAGAAAAAAGAUAACCACGCCACCCCUAUGGAAACCAGCGACGAGGAAGCCCAAUCGAUGGACACCAUUGAAGGUGGAAGACAGAUUGGUCCCCACGCCUGCACGGUUUGUCAAAAUAUCGUGGAAGGAAACACGCAGAGCAGGGCAUUGCCGCGAAGUCAAGCGUCCCAGUACGGUCUGCGAGAGGAUCAGAUCGCACCUGGUGCGCGUGUGUGCAAUACCUGUAGGUGUAAAGCAGUUAGAGGACGAUAUACAGCGUGUCCAUUACCAGGUUGCCCGAAUUUGAACAACGCUUCAAAGACAAGAGUAAAAAGAUUGCGAGCUUUACCCGCUAAGUGGCUCGACUUACCAGCUGAAAUUCGUGAUCCAAUUAUUCAAGAAUUUCAAAUACCAAGUAACGCGACAAAAUGUUGUUCUGCCUGCUUCAAUCGAAUAUCUCGUCGAUUGGCGCCGCACUUAACAGGAAGUGCCGAGGUGCCCGAAGACUCAGCCGACUCUCUUGCUCGACAAUGGACAGACGAGGAAUUGGAACAAUUGAGGAGAGCCCUUCGAGAGCAUGGAACCAAUUGGGUGAAAGUUGCCGAACAAAUACCAGGAAAAACGAAUCAUCAAUGCAAGAACUAUUACUUUGCUUAUCGGAAAAAGUUAAGCUUAGAUCAGGUGGUUGCAGAGUAUUAUCAAUCUCUAGGCGAAGAAAGGAGACCUUGUUUGACAGAUGAAGAAGAAAGUGGUAGCAGUACGAGUAGUUGUGAUGAAUUGGCAGUCCAUGAUUCAAGCGAUACGGCUAGUGCAGGCAGUCCAGCGAACAAUUUGUCCAGUGGUACACCAGGUACUCCUAGUGCCACAGCAUCCUCGAAUUUGCCUAUAGCUUUCUCGCGAUCGACAGAUCAAAAACUUGGUGAGAAAUUAGCGGAUAUCGCUGUGGUAUCAUUAGUACCGCCAGUGAGCAUAGGUCCGUCGCAACAGUCUUCCACCAGUGGAAGUAGCAAUGCUGCUUCAGCUGGUACUAGAGAAGAUUAUGAUAGCUCCGCCACGGAGACGGCGGACGAAGGUCAGGGAGGUACCGAUUUAGAAAAUAAUGGUGUGGUUGUCACGUUGACAACUGCUAAUAAUCCCACAUCAUUGCAACAACAGCAUCAGCAAUCUCAUCAACAAGUUGCACAACCUUCGCAUUCACCACCAUCCACUACUAGCAACAACUCCAAUCCUCUUACUGUGAAGGAUCUUAUGCUUGGUGUUAUUGAGAUGCAAUUGAAACGUAAUCCUAACAGUCCAGCUGGUACCAGUGGUCCUUCAGUAUCAAUAAAUUCUGGAACACCAACGAUAUCGAGCAUAUUAAAAACGGAUCAUAGAAAUGAUAUUACAUUUGUGAGAGAAUAUAAACCAACAUCAACUAUGGCAAAUACUAAUAUGUCAAGGGACUCGAAUUUGGCUACCUUGUCGGUGGUAUCCGGUCCUCACCAUGGUCAUCGUUCUGCUUCUAGUCCUCAGCAAAUUGGUCAAAUGCAAGCAACAAUUACUCCCUGUCCACCUGCACCAUCGAAUAAUCAGUCAUCUACAUCAGACAUACUUCCAAAGGAAGGUUUAGUUGUGAUGCAAGUACAACAAGCAUUACGGGAAAGCACCGAGGGCACUCUUGAUUUGAGCAUUAAAAAACCAAGACAACAGCAAGAAUAUAAUCAUUCCCUUCAAACACUUCAUAAACCACCGACGGUCACUCUCUAUCGGCCAGAACCUUCGAGUGCUUAUUAUCAUCCUCAUGCUCAUGCGGAACAAGGUCGUGGCGCCAAAAGUCCAUUGGUGUACGCCUCGUCUCCACGACCUCAAGCACCUCUUACACCUAAAAUGAAUAAAGUCGCAGUACCACCACCACAUCCUAAAUUGUCGCCUAAAUUGAGCGCAAUAGUGACAACAAGCCAUAAAAGUGGUUCUAUUACACACGGAACUCCUGUAUCUAAUACACGUUAUGAAGGUCUUCUUAGACAGAUGACUCCUCCAGGAAAUCCUGGCAGUGCAACUGGAACACCUAAUUUAACUAGCGGUGCAGGGGCUGUGAAUGCACCUAGUAAUCAAGGACCUAAAGAAACAGGAUCCAUAACUCAAGGAACUCCCGUUCAUCCUUAUGUGGAUAAGCGUGCACCAAUGUAUGAUUAUCAUAGAACAAUCAGGCAUUCACCUGUAACAACAGGCAACAUUCCUGGCCAAGGUCAGACUCAAGCCGGAACAGCAGCAGUAGUAGUGACGCAUAGCAAUCAAUAUAAUUCUUAUUCAGGACGACCACCUCCUAGCUAUACUAUGGAGCAACAGCUAUCGUCAAGACAAAUUAUUAUGAAUGAUUAUAUAACCAGUCAACAAAUGCACGCGCGAAGUCGAAGUGCUGGCACGUCUGAGGGUAAUAGUAAGAAUGAAGGACCUUCGACGUUAUAUUAUACCAGCACACCCCCACCUCAAACCCAUACACAACCUCGUCAAGGUGUGAUACAAAGGCACAAUCCACAAAAGCAAAUUCAUUAUCCGCCACCACCACCAGGACUGGAGGCCUUUUCCAGUUUGGUGGAUGUUGCUGUACAGCAACCAAGUCUUCCGGUUCCUCAUCCACAUGGACAUCCUGCAUCUGGGAGUAGCAGUCACGAAGGUCUUGGUAAGACCAUGGCAGACAGAUUGUUGGCCGACCGUUACGGAGAUAAACAUCGUUUAACUAUGCAUCAAGAUCAUAGAAUGGCAGUAGCUCAUCAUCAUCAACGUGAUAGAGAAAGGGAACGAGAUCUAGUUCAUUUGCGCGAAAAGGAAGAAUAUAGAUUACAGAGAGAGAAGGAGAUUCAACAACAAGAACACAGAUUGGUUCAACAAAGAGAAAAAGAUGUACAACAUGCUGAACACAGAUUGUCAAUACAGCAACGAGAAAAAGAUAUACAACACACUGAUCAUCGUCUUACCGUCCAUCAACAAAGAGAAAAAGAGAUUCAUCAGCAAAUGGUAGUAGCUGCUGCUCAACGUGAAAAAGAACAUCAAGAACAUCGUUUGGCUGUACAACAACAAAGAGAAAGAGAUCUAGCACAUUUGCAACAACAACAACAACAACAACAUCUUCAACAACAUAUUCAACAGCAACAGAGAAUGGAGGUUGAAAGAAGGCAACAUAUGGCUCAAUUGUACAGAGAUCAGCAGCAGCAACAACUUGAUAGGGAUAGUCGAUUAAUAAAUAGUGGAUUUACUCAAUCUUCUAGGCUUCAACAACCGCAACAAUCCCAGCAACAACAACAACAGCAACAACAGUCAUCUUCUAGACAAAACCAGUCCUCCAAUCAACAACAAAAUGAAUCAGCGUCUACAUUAACUGCUGCCAGUCUGAUAGAUGCUAUUAUAACACACCAAAUUAAUCAAAGUGUUGAAAAUACUGGUGGAAAUGCCCAACCACAACGACCUGGUGAUCGUCUUUUCCAGGUAACUUGUGGAUUUCACCGAGAAGCUCCAGUAGAACCUAAUGGAAUGGCUCACAGUCCUGCUGGCGAUGGAAAUGGUGGCAAUAGCGGAGCUGGGAAUACAGGCGGUAAUGGAGGUGGCAAUAAACCUAUUACUCUUGGAGAACAUGUUGAUCAUAUUGUUUCUAAAGAUUAUGGUCCUCCACAUUCCUCAUAUAGAUCGUAUAGUGGAUAUCAAAUCUCGGAAGAUCAGUGGAAGAGACGAAAAGCUAGCGAACCCGAUUCCGUGAAGACUGGAGAUGAACGUCAAAUAAUUCGAGUUACACAGCAACAAUCGCAGCAACAACAACAGCAGCAGCAGCAACAGCAACAACAGCAGCAGCAACACCAACAUCAACAGUCAGCAGCAUCGGUAGGAAAACAAUCGUUCCAUUCAGUCGAACCUGUUUCACCUCCAGAAGCAGGUACCAAUCACUAUGGGCGUCGCCUGUACGAAACAACCACUGCCACAUCGACUUCCGGAACUCCUUCCAAGCCUCAUCUGUCACCUUUGGAUUACGUAAAGAAUAAGAUCGUUGAAGUGAUGCGUACAUCUGAAGAUGAUAAAGGGGGUAACACAACUGAUAGAAAUGGAGGAAACAUCACAAGUGCAGAAAAAGAUGAGAAAAUUGGAGGAAAUGUGGAAAGUCCCUCAAGUGGAGAAAUGAUGGUGGACGAGACACCGAAUAAAACUCCUCAACCACCUGCACCAGCGCCUACUACAACUUUUUAUCCGUUCAGUGCGUUAGGCGUUCAUACUGGCCCACCUCCCGCGCCACCACCUCCAACUUCUGGAUCUGCUUCUGUGACAAAAUCUGAACAAAUGCAAGCCGAACCAGCACCAUUGCUUUCUGCACAGUACGAGCCACUUUCUGAUGAGGAUUGAUAGUCUAAUAAGUUAGCAACGUGUGCUAAUCCACACGCUGUGGAAAUGUUUUUAGGGUAUUUAUGCAGUUCGUUCAUAAUGAACGAAAGUCUUAUUCAGACUACAACAAUGAAUAUCGAAUAUUUCACAAUUACCAAUGUUUUUCGGGCGUUAGCCAUUGCGUUCUAACUGGUCGUAUCUAAUAAUUUUUCUAAUGAUAAUUGAAUCGAAAGAAUUUCUUAUUUCGUUCCAUUUCGUUCGUUUGCUCACUUUCACUUUUUUCUUUUCCUUUUUUUUAUCACGAACUUUAUCGUAUUCCGAAAUGGAAAUUAUAAAUACGAUGGUUUUAAAUAGAGUUUAUUAUUUUAUAAAUUUCAUAUUCCGUCAAUGUAUUCUUUUAGUCAAGGAUCGUUUCCGUACUCUUAGUGUACAUGUAAAUGUGAUUAUUUUACGGAAGCACUAUUAUUUUUUUAAUGCUCAUCCAGCGUACGAGAAACUAACUAGCUGCGUAAUUUUAAUUAUUAAUUGAUAUUUUUUUACGCAUUACUUAUCCUUCAUGCUAAUAUGUACGUAAACGUUAUGUAUAAUUAUCAGCUAGAUUAAAUAUAAUUAUUUCCAUUUUCACGCCACUUAUUUUUGUUUUUUAAGAAAAUACUUUUUUUUUUAGAUAUCGUUAAUUUCUAACAUGGAGUAUAAACCAUGAGGAUCUUUUAAUUUUAAAACGACACAGAACAAUCUACGCAUAUGUUAAUAAUAAAAUUAUUAAAUCUACGAAGUACAUAUAUUGGAUCGUGAUAUUUAAUAUUUUUUUAACCUAAAAAAUACAUAUAUGAAAUAUUUCUAAUGCAUUCAAAAACUCGUGAAAAUGUUAAAUUAUCAUUCUAAACAUUUUUAUGUUUAUACAUAGAAAAAAAUGUGCAUCAUACAAAAGUUCUCGAUCCUUUCUAAGAUUAGAAACAAACAUUAUCGAAAAAUUCGACCUGUGGAACGUCCAGGCUAGCCCAAGUUUACAAUGGAGACGCUUUUUUGUAUAUAAUGAAUGAUAUAUAAUCGUUAAAAAAAUGAUACAACGCUAAAAAGGCAUACGUGUUUUUAUUUGGAAUGAGUCUGUGAUGUGUCUGGAAUUAUAAAAAAAUAGCUUCAACUGUUGUACCAGUGCGAAAGGCAUAUUAGCCUCAAAUUUGACAAGGAGUCAAUAUGAUUGACGUAAGAGACAUAUGAAAUGCAUUCUCGCACAUAUUGACAGUGUACUGUCUUAAAGAGAUCACUUUAAAUAUUCUCUCCUUGGUGAAGUGGGUUUUAAACAAAACAACAAAAAAAAAGUAUAAUUCUAAGUGUUGUACAUAGUACACAAUAUUAAUUUUUAAGUUGAACAAGUAGGUAUAUGAUGGCUAGUUUAAUCGUAAUGCUAUAUUGUAAGAAUCUAGACUUAGUAUAAGUGACGUAGCUAGCAUUUAGGAAUUAGACGCCAUGAACUGACUAGGGAAAAAAUUUCCCGAACUAUGUUCUCUUAUUAAUAAAAAAAAGAGAUAAAAGAAAACGUAUACAGGCGAUUUUGAUUGAUGGAAAAAAUUAUCAUCCAUCAUAAGCGAAUGGAUGUGAAUUUUAUUUUAUUUGAUUGAAAUUAUAGAAUUUGAAUGUACGCUCUGACUAUCAAACAAACAAAAUACAUUAUGCAAUUAUACAUAUUACAAAACAAAUUACAUUUUUCACACAUAUAUACACAUGCAUACAUCGGUGAAUACACAUGUACACAUAAAAAAUUUUUAUAUAGCCUAAUUUUAUAUUUGUAUGCAAAUGUAAGUUCAACCAUGCGAUCUGCUCCUUCAUUUAGUCACGCGACACUCAAAACGAGCCUUAGUCCCUUUGACAUAAGAAAAUUAUUGCUUUUUAUUGCAACAUUUGCUGCACCGUAAAUCGCUUCUACCAAACGUGUUACGAUAUACAUAUACAUGCAUGUAUGAAUGUAUGUAUGAUGUAUGCAUGUAUGAUGUAUGUAUGUAUGUAUGUGUGCAUGUAUGUAUGUAUAUGCUUAAUAUAUACAUAUAUUUAAUAUAUGUGUAUUUUCUUGUACUUUAUUUCAGUAUGCACUUUUGUGUGAGCUUACGAAAGCUCUUGAGAAGUAAAAUACAUUCGGUCAAAUAAUGCGAGUGCCUCUACAUGUGCGCAGCCUAUUGUUAUAAAAUGAAUAUACAUAAUUUUGUUAUCUUUAUAUUAUGGGUCGCGGUAAUUUUCGUUUCGUUUUACGUAUUCCAUUUCGUUUCCGCGAGGAUCAUAUCGGAGGAGUGUCCAAUAUAUAUGUACAAACUGCAUACACGUGAAACGUGUUCGAUAGAGAAUGUUUGAAUCAUAAUAUUGGUAAAAUAGAAUUCGUUUACAUUUAUAUAAAUACAUAUAUAUAUAUACACAUAUAUGUGUAUGUAUGUAUGUAUGCUGAUUGUUCAAUUGGAUAUUGAACAAUAUCCAAGAAAAAAAAACAAAUGUCUCGAAACUGAUAUUACAAAAAAAAAAAGAUCUUAUAAAGUCUUCUUGAUACUCGAGUUUACGAGUUGAUAAAAUAAUAUGAUUUUGAAAUUUAAACAGUUCUGUGUGUUAAUAUUUCUUGAACAUUUCUUUUAGCGAUUUCAUUUUUUUUUUAAAAAAAAUGAAAGGAAAAGUUUUCCUAUAGACGUUCAUAUUAACUUAGCACAGAAAAUACUCCUUAGUUUAUAAUAAACAGUAGUAUAUAUAUCGGGACACUUCAGGAUUGCGAAUUCGUCGUUUACCUCUCGCGAGUUACACGUUACCGUCGUUUGUUUUUAGAGAGAAAGGGAGAGAGAGAGAGAGAGAGAAAGAAAGAACGAAUGAGUGCAAAUAAAUCGUUUGAUAAAACUGUGUCUGUAAAUAAACAAACUAUUAACCUUCGCUUCGCCAGUCUCAUGUUAAGGUUCUUAAUAUCUUUUCAACUUAUGACUUCGAAAAAAAGAACUUCUGUGUUCUAUAUCGCGAUUUUUACAUAUUUUUAAACGACAAAAAAAAAAGAAUCUUCAAAGAUCUCAAAAAACACGUAAUCAUCUAUUACACCAACACAUUGUCCUUUCUCAUAUUGUUAUGAUUAUAGUAGGGAUUGUGUCGAUCGAGCAAUUAUAUUACGUUAUCUGUAAAAAAAAUUAUGAUCGCCAUCAUUAUUAUUUUGCAAUACUCGGCAUUAUCAUUAUUUCGCUAUAUAAUGACUGAUAUUAUUUCGAUCAUGAAAUCAUAAAUAUUAAACAAAAGAGAUAUAAAAGAAAGAGAUAAAAUCUGACGCAAAUUUUUUUCUAACGCUUAAUAGUAAUCUAAUAUAUCGUUCUGUGCAACUUAUCAACGUAAAUGAUAUUUCAAGUGAUGUGUGUUAUAAAUGUAUCGAUCAGAAGACAUUUUCCCACUAUUAUUUUGAUAAUCUGUCUUCGUGUAAAAAGCAGUCGUGAAAAAAUUAAUCACAUGGUUUGUGGAUGGAAUUAUAUAUAUAUAUAUAAAUAUGCGUACACUAUAGAUUCAGUUUCUCAAAAAAAAAAAGAAAAAGAAGAAAAAAAAAAUAAAACAAUAUGGAAAUUUUUCAGCCUCGCAUAAGAUAUACAGAGCAUUUAUUUUAGCCGAUUAUAAAGGUAAUUCUCAAUCAACACAAAUCGUAUCAUUACAAAAAUUUUUAUUAUUACACUUAUGAAAAAAAAAAGAAAAGAAAAUUUUUUUAGAUAAUACAAAAUCGGAGUCCUGAAGAAUACUGUGUUUAAAUGCUUCCACUAAAAUAACGAAAAGAGAAAUAAGAUUAUGGGAAAGAUUAAGCUAAAACAAAUAAACGGAAAGGUAUAAUGUGAACAGCGAUUUUUAAAUGCGAUCAUCCGCAAUCCGAUUGUACUUUUCGAAGAGUGCCCCCUUGGCGUUUCUCUGCUUUCUUUUUGCAGCAAUUGAAGCGAUUGAAUGUAUUUACUUUUUUCAUUUAUCGUAUUAUUAAAUUCCAUUACCAACACAGUUCGAUCUCUCCAAUUGUGAUAAGAAGAAACUUCCUACAUGUACAUUUACAUGUUUGCGUUGCAUCAAAUCUAAACUCCACGAAAUAUUAUAUAUGUAUCGAAAAAAAUGUUGAACUCUCUUUUCGUGCUUUAAUCUUUGUACAUACGUAUAAGUACGAUGCAAUAUCGCAAUCACAUGUAAAAAUAUUUUCAAGAUUAACGUUUACUCGAAUGAUACUGUUGUAUGUAAAUGGUGGAAUGCCAUGCCGUACAUUAGACAAAAUAAUAAAGUUAGAAAGCGGAGUACGACAAUGGCAGCCCUCUUUUUAAGUACUUUUUAGCAACGUAAAACAUCAAAUGGAAAUAAAAAUAUAUACACAAAUAUACAGACACGAUAAAAAAUAAAAAGAAAAAAAAAAAAAAAGAAAAAAAAAAGAAA
This is a messenger RNA of Apis cerana (Asiatic honeybee), 11754 nucleotides long. It is a transcript of the gene Smr, whose product is annotated as nuclear receptor corepressor smrter. Lineage: Eukaryota; Metazoa; Arthropoda; Insecta; Hymenoptera; Apidae. Gene Ontology annotation, cellular component: chromatin. The record is from RefSeq and is a predicted model, not a curated record. Gene Ontology annotation, biological process: regulation of transcription by RNA polymerase II.